CACCAGCUACCCCAAUCGUUCCUUCCCUUCCAUUUCUGUAACCUGGGACUGAUUGUGUGAUCCUCCUUGCUCCACCUCUCUCAUCCUCUCCUCUCCUUCCCCUCAAUCCUGUUCCUCAUCCCCCUCUGCCUCUGAUCGGGUUCAUAUAUACCCAGGACACCCCCCCACUAACGUCAUUGCUCUCCUCGGCUUCGUUAUUCGUGUUGUCAUUUCGCAUUUCGUCUUCAGUUUCACAGAGAUCCUUGCUACUGUAAGUGUAGGAUCCUUUUUGGGUACAGAGAGUCAAGGGACUUGACAUGGCUCAAGCUGCACUCAUUUCUCGGAUCGGCGCUGCGCAAGCCUUGGGAGGGGUUGCACAAUCCCAGACUUUGUCGACUCGCAGGUUGUCCUCUUUGUUUGCUGCAUCUUCCUCGUCGACCUUGCCGGUGGGUCUGGGGUUGAACAGGAAUGCUGAGCGGGUGUCCUCAGGCGCUGUGAAGACCUUCGCCUUGUUUGGCAAAACUAAACCCGCCGCCAAGGCUCCUGCUCCUACGAAGGGCAAGGCCAAGGUUGAAGACGGUAUUUUUGGGACAUCCGGUGGGAUUGGUUUCACUAAAGCCAACGAGCUCUUCGUUGGCCGUGUGGCUAUGCUCGGGUUCGCUGCCUCCAUCCUUGGUGAAGCCCUGACUGGAAAGGGUACAUUGGCCCAAUUCGAUAUUGAGACUGGCAUUCCCUUGACGGAAACCGAACCCUUGUUGCUGUUCUUCAUUCUUUUCACCCUGUUGGGAGCCAUCGGUGCUUUGGGUGACCGUGGAAAGUUCGUCGACGAUGCCCCAGUCGCUGGACUUGACAGCACCAUUAUCAAGCCCGGCAAGGGAGUGAAGGGUGCUCUUGGUCUGAAUGAAAAGGGCCCCGUGUUCGGAUUCACCAAGUCAAACGAGCUCUUCGUUGGUCGUCUUGCACAGCUAGGUAUUGCCUUCGCCAUCAUCGGCGAGAUCAUUACAGGGAAGGGCGCGUUGGCCCAACUGAACAUUGAAACGGGCGUGCCCAUCACAGAGCUGGAACCCCUCAUCUUGUUCAACGUUAUCUUCUUUCUUUUCGCGGCUGUAAACCCCGGAACUGGCAAGUUCGUCAACGACGACGACAUCGAGGACUGAGUAUCCAUAUUUCUUUUUUGUUAGUACCGUUGGUAGAACUCUAACCGAGCACGACACAUUCUGAUUAGUCGAUCUUUCAGGCAACCUCACGGAUUAGGAGGCUGUAGAGUUGUUAAACUCUGAAGCGAGAAUGUUGGCUACCCUACUAUUUUUUAAAUUUUUUAUAGAGCACUUGUAGCUGAGUGUUCACUUAUCACUUGUCAAAUACUUUCAUUUUGAAAUUAGAAUUAAGCUAAAUCUUUUCACCGCA
This is a messenger RNA of Physcomitrium patens, 1386 nucleotides long. RefSeq names its product photosystem II 22 kDa protein 1, chloroplastic. Lineage: Eukaryota; Viridiplantae; Streptophyta; Bryopsida; Funariales; Funariaceae. The record is from RefSeq and is a predicted model, not a curated record.